Schizosaccharomyces cryophilus OY26 is the source of this 1824-nucleotide messenger RNA. Its product is annotated as Ash2-trithorax family protein. The record is from RefSeq and is a predicted model, not a curated record. Gene Ontology annotation, cellular component: Set1C/COMPASS complex. Gene Ontology annotation, molecular function: transcription cis-regulatory region binding; protein binding. NCBI's taxonomy places the organism in Eukaryota, Fungi, Ascomycota, Schizosaccharomycetes, Schizosaccharomycetales, Schizosaccharomycetaceae. The coding region runs from base 1 to 1824 and encodes 607 amino acids. The transcript has 2 exons.
AUGGCAUUUCCUGAAGCACUGCCUUAUAACACUGCGAGCCUUAGUUGGAAUGUUACACAUACCCUUAACGAUCAAAAUCAAUACUGUUACUGCGGAAAAGAUCGCAAUUUAAAGUUUCCAGAUGCUCAAUGUCGGACUGAUGACGGGUUUGAACAUUUGGAACGAGGAGUAUCAGCCUGGAAGGCUGUAACGGCCACUGCAAUGGCCAAUUUGGUUGUAAAGCGCUAUGACAAUAUUCAUCCUGAUUUAUCUAUCGAAGACUUCAAUGCCGCUAAUAAAAGGAAUUUUCCUGCAGACACGUAUUUCUUCAAAAAAAAAGAAGAUCUGAUUCCUUAUAUUGAAGAAAACUGGCAGCUUUUGUGUCCUGAUCGUGAAAAAGUGCAAACUUGGCAAGCAACUUUAGGAAGUUGCUUGGUUGCUAAUAAAGAUACAUACCGUGCAAGGGAUGAAUCUUUAAGAAACCAAAACUCUGAAUACGCCUUAAGCAAUCCUGAUUUAUUUAUCUUUCGCUCUGGCUACAUUGCCCCUUUCCAGAGGAUUGGCGCAACCGUUCCGAAGCGACCGUUUUCUGAAAUGGAGUCUUCGUCCCUGAUAUCAGCUAGGUUAAAAGAAGACUUUAAAGAACCAAAGAAGGAACAAAAGCGUGUAAAUAGCUCUGUGUCCAGUGCUUUUAACAAGAAAAAAGAUGUGCCUACCAUUCCGAUUCGUUACAAACCGCCUCCUUGGAAACCUUCUGAUUUUAACACUGUCCCCAAACUCCCUAGUUUUACCCCUGCAUCCUCCAACAAGUCCCAUGGUUUUUUUUCCUUGUCUGAAAUUCCUUUUAAUUCGCGAGGUUUUCGAUACACGCCUUGCGAGGCUGCCCGUGACCUCCCAAGUACAAUGUAUCGUGAAAUCGAACUACCUCCCUUUUGUGCAAGGAUUAAUUGGCAUGAUAUAUCGCCUCCCGUGUUGGUCGAUCACUCGGUGUUGUCUGCAACAGUGGAAAAGGGUUUCCGUAUGGCACGUUCAAACGUGUUUUUGACCCAGGGAGAAUGGUACUUUGAGGUCAAAGUAGAAAAAGGAGGCGGCCAUGACGGCGCUCACGUUCGAGUCGGACUUGCUAGGAGAGAAGCUCCACUGGAUGCUCCGGUUGGUUACGACGUGUACUCCUACGGACUGCGAGAUGUGGGAGGGCAAAAAGUGCACACGUCUCGGCCACGUGCUUUUAUGGAAUCUUUUGGAACUGGAGACAUUAUAGGAUUUCAUAUUUCAUUGCCCAAAAUUACGCCGAUGGAUGCUCAGGCGUCUAACAUAUACCAUGACAGGAUUCCUAUUCGUUACAGAGGACAGUUGUUUUUUGAACAGCCGGACUACGUACCGAGCAAAGCAAUGGAUGAACUACUGGUACCAAAUGAACAAAUCAAGUACAUGGAUUUGGCAUAUUUACCUGGUUCAUAUAUUAAAGUAUACAAAAAUGGCUCGUAUAUGGGAACAGCUUUUGAGAAUUUGCUAGACUUCAAUCCCCUUCAUUCUAUAAACUCUAAUCAAUAUUCAUUUAAUGACGGUUCCUUGGGUUAUUAUCCUGCCAUUAGCAUGUUUGGAGGAGGAAUUGCUAGAUUUCAAUUUGGUCCUCAAUUUUCACAUCGCCCGUCUGCGUUGGGAUCCAAUGUCCGACCAGUCUCAGAAAGAUAUAAUGAACAAAUUGCGGAAGACGUUUUAUGUGAUAUUCUUGACGAAAUCGAUUAUUCAAAUGAACCUAAUACUUUCUCGACAGAUAUUUUACCUGAACAAGAUGAAACAGGUUUAACAGUCAUUCCUGAAAUCAAAGAAAUUUUAGAAUAA